AUUGGCAAUGGAGUACGGCUUCAAAACCCUAGCAGCUGGGGUGGUGUUCAUCGUCGUGCUGCUCCUGCAGCGGGCGCCCGUGCUGGUCCGGGCCACCGACCCCGACCCUCUCCAGGACUUCUGCGUCGCCGACCUCGGCAGCGAGGUGACGGUGAACGGGCACCCCUGCAAGCCCGCGUCGGCGGCCGGCGACGAGUUCCUCUUCUCGUCCAGGCUAGCCACGGGCGGCGACGUGAACGCCAACCCGAACGGCUCCAACGUCACGGAGCUCGACGUCGCCGGGUGGCCCGGCGUCAACACGCUCGGCGUGUCCAUGAACCGCGUCGACUUCGCCCCCGUCGGCACCAACCCGCCGCACGUCCACCCGCGCGCCACCGAGGUCGGCGUCGUGCUCCGCGGCGAGCUCCUCGUCGGCAUCAUCGGCAGCCUCGACAGCGGGAACAGGCUGUACUCCAAGGUGGUCCGCGCCGGCGAGACGUUCGUCAUCCCGAGGGGGCUGAUGCACUUCCAGUUCAACGUCGGCAAGACGGAGGCCACCAUGAUCGUCUCUUUCAACAGCCAGAACCCCGGCAUCGUGUUCGUGCCGCUGACGUUGUUCGGCUCCAACCCGCCCAUCCCGACGCCGGUGCUCGUCAAGGCUCUCCGGGUGGACGCCGGCGUCGUUGAGCUGCUCAAGUCCAAGUUCACCGGAGGAUACUGAU
Messenger RNA from Oryza brachyantha (malo sina), 701 nucleotides. RefSeq names its product germin-like protein 3-5. Gene Ontology annotation, cellular component: cell wall. The record is from RefSeq and is a predicted model, not a curated record. Bases 8 to 700 code for a protein of 230 amino acids. Gene Ontology annotation, molecular function: manganese ion binding. NCBI's taxonomy places the organism in Eukaryota, Viridiplantae, Streptophyta, Magnoliopsida, Poales, Poaceae. The transcript has a single exon.